This is a messenger RNA of Microthlaspi erraticum, 1920 nucleotides long. Lineage: Eukaryota; Viridiplantae; Streptophyta; Magnoliopsida; Brassicales; Brassicaceae. The record is from the annotation of a GenBank genome assembly.
AUGCUAAAGGCGAUGCUCUUAUGGACGAUUAGCGACUUUCCUGCUUACGGGAAUCUAGCUGGAUGUAAAGUGAAGGGAAAGAUGGGGUGUCCUGUCUGUGAAAAGGAUACAGACUCUAUGUGGUUGAGUAACAGCAGAAAGCACGUUUACAUGUGCCACAGAAAGGGUUUGUCACCUGGUCAUAGGUUCCGGUUUAAGAAGACUUGGUUUGACGGUAAAGCUGAACAUGGGAUAAAGGGUCAGAUCUUAUCUGGUAAAAACCUUUCAGCACUUCUGAAGAAUUUCAAGAACAACUUUGGAAAUUUAAAGGUGACAGGACGGAAAAGAAGCAGAACUGUUUGCGAAGAAGCUGGAUCUGACAGUGAUGAAGCAGCUAGUGAAUCAGAUGACGAGGAAGAUGUAGAGGUAGAUGCAGAAGAGUUGUCAAGAUGGAAGAAAAGGUCAAUCUUCUUCAAGCUGCCUUACUGGGAGGAACUCCCUGUGAGGCACAACUUAGAUGUUAUGCAUGUAGAGCGAAAUGUGGCUGCGAGUAUUAUAGCUACAUUAUUGCAUUGUGGUAAAUCUAAGGACGGUCUGAAAGCUCGUAAGGAUUUACAAGUUCUUGGAAUAAGGAAGGAUCUACACCCUAAACCGAAAGGAAAAAGAACUUACCUACCCGCAGCACCUUGGGGUUUACUACCUAAAGGUUCUCGGAUAGCAAUAAUGCGGUUAUGUUCAUUCUUCAACCAUCUCUGCCAACGAGUUAUCGAUAGAGAGAAAAUCCCUUCGCUGGAGAAUGAAGUUGUGGAAACUCUAUGUAUGUUUGAGAGAUUUUUCCCACCAAGCUUCUUCGACAUCAUGGUUCAUCUAUGCGUUCAUCUAGGCAGGGAAGCAAGACUAUGUGGACCUGUACAUUUUCGAUGGAUGUAUCCAUUUGAAAGGUACAUGAAGGUGCUGAAAGACUUCGUAAGAAACCCUGCGAGACCUGAGGGAUGUAUAGUGGAGUGUUAUCUUGCGGAAGAGUGCAUGCAAUUCUGUAGUGCGUUCCUUAAAACCACUACAAAUGUACAAGAAACAGCUGAGCGAAAUUCUGAGUAUGAGCCGAGUUCUAUAUUGGAGGGCUGUCCACUAUCUGCAUCUACGCCAUUUAACCUCACUGAAAUGGAGUUAAAGAUAGCCCACCUAGCUGUUAUUCAGAACAUGGCCCUAGUCGAUCCUUAUGUCGACAAGCAUCUACAACAUCUGCAAGACUCUAAUGCAAGAUGCAGACGUGAUGCGAGUACACUUUGGUCUAUGCAUAUUCAGAAUUUUGAUUCAUGGUUAAAACAGCAGAUACCUCUGCUUUCUGAAGAACAUGAUCACACGCUAAAAUGGUUGGCAUAUGGUCCAAGAAACACUGCUAGAUCUUACACAGGCUAUAUAGUAAAUGGUCUACGAUUUCAUACGAACGCAGUAUGUAGGCUAAGUCAGAAUAGUGGUGUUUUCUAUGAGGUGACAUCUAUGUGUAGAGCGAGUGCGAAAGACAUUUCACAAGUAGUUGAUCUGGUUUCGUACUACGGAAGAGUCAUUGACAUUAUACUAAUAGACUACAACGUCUUCUACAUUCCUCUGUUCAAGUGUCAGUGGGCAGUCAGGGGAAACGGAGUGAAGGUGGAAGAUGGAUUCACUCUAGUUAAUCUGAAUCAGAAUCAAAUAUCUUUUUCGAAAGAUCCAUACAUACUAGCCUCUCAAGCUAAGCAAAUUUUCUACUCAAGAGAUGAUGAGGCAUCGAGUUGGUAUGUUGUAAUGCGAGGACCAUCGAGGAGAUACACUGAUGAGGAUGCAUCUUGUGUAGACUCAGAUGUUGGGCCUUUACCAUCUACACAAGACAUGGGAACAGAUGACUUACAAGAUGAGGGUCAUAAUGCGCAGAGUGACUGUGAAGGAAUUUAUGUUGAAUGA